GGAAGAUAGAAAGGAACAGGUUUACAAGUUACGACAAUUCUUGCACAACUUGUAGAGCCACCCUGUCCCACGAACUCAUUAUAUAUAUAUAUAAACCUAUAUAUUCAUUUCAUCUAGAAACUGAAAGCCAGAACUGGUAUCAGUUCAGCUUACUUGGCCAAUAUCUCGGUCGGAAUCACUCUAUGAAGUGAGAACAGAAAGCAAAGAAAGAGGGAGAACAAGAAUCAUACUCGUAAAAGAGUGCAACCUCCUUGAGUAGAGGAUUUUUUAAGUCCCUGUUGUGUUCAUAACAAGGGGAGGCAAAAUGGAUGGGAAUUUCACCAGAAGCAUAAGCAGGAGCAUAAGCAGAUCAAGCUGGAGAAUGGAGGAAGUGUUUGCGAGUGGAAGGUAUUCUCGCAGAACUUCUCAAGUUGAUGAAGAUGAAGAGGCUCUCAAAUGGGCUGCCAUAGAGAAACUCCCCACCUAUGACAGAUUAAGGACGAGCAUCAUCCAAACCUUUGCCGAAGGUGGUGAGCAACAACCUGGGAACCAAGUUCUGCACAAGGAAGUUGAUGUUCGCAAGCUAGACAUGAAUGAUAGACAACAAAUCAUUGACAAGAUUUUCAAGGUUGCCGAAGAAGACAAUGAAAAGUUUCUCAGGAAGUUCAGAAACAGAAUUGACAAGGUGGGGAUCAGACUUCCAACGGUAGAAGUGAGGUUCCAAAAUUUGACUGUUGAGGCAAAUUCCUUUGUCGGCAGCAGAGCUCUGCCAACCCUGCCAAACUCUGCAUUGAACAUUCUUGAAUCACUUUUUGGUAUCUGUGGCAUUAGUACAGCUAAGAGGACAAAGCUCACUAUUCUUAAGAAUGCCUCAGGCAUUGUUAAGCCAUCAAGGAUGGCCCUUUUAUUAGGCCCCCCAUCUUCAGGGAAAACGACCCUUUUGUUGGCCUUGGCCGGAAAAUUGGACCCUGAAUUGAAGGUAAAGGGAGAAAUCACUUACAAUGGACACAAACUUAAUGAGUUUGUGCCAAGAAAGACUUCAGCAUAUAUUAGCCAAAAUGAUGUUCAUGUUGGAGAAAUGACUGUAAAAGAAACACUGGAUUUCUCAGCUAGAUGUCUAGGAGUAGGGACUAGAUAUGAUCUAUUAACCGAGCUUGCUAGAAGGGAAAAGGAAGCUGGCAUAUUUCCAGAGGCAGAUGUUGACCUUUUCAUGAAGGCCACUGCAAUGGAGGGAACAGAAAGCAGUCUCAUCACCGACUACACACUCAAAAUACUGGGGCUUGAUAUUUGCAAGGAUACCAUAGUGGGUGAUGAAAUGCACAGAGGUGUAUCAGGUGGCCAAAAGAAGCGUGUUACCACAGGAGAGAUGAUUGUUGGACCCACAAAAACACUAUUCAUGGAUGAAAUAUCAACGGGUCUUGAUAGUUCCACAACUUAUCAGAUUGUGAAGUGCUUGCAGCAGAUUGUGCACCUCACUGAAGCAACUAUCUUAAUGUCCCUUCUCCAACCUGCUCCUGAGACUUUCAAUCUGUUUGAUGACAUCAUCCUCAUUUCUGAGGGUCAGAUUGUAUACCAGGGCCCACGUGAGCACAUCGUGGAAUUCUUUGAGUCCUGUGGGUUUCGUUGUCCCGAAAGAAAAGGAACCGCUGAUUUCUUGCAAGAGGUUACCUCAAGGAAGGACCAGGAGCAAUACUGGGCAGACAAAAACAGGCCAUACCGUUAUGUUACAGUGACAGAGUUUGCAAACAAGUUCAAGCGGUUCCAUGUUGGAAUGAGGCUUGAGAGUGAGUUGAAUGUAGCAUUUGAUAAAUCAAGUGCACAUAAAGCAGCUCUUGUAUACAGUAAAAACUCUGUGCCCACAAUGGAUCUUUUUAAAGCAUGUUGGGACAAGGAGUGGCUGCUGAUUAAGAGGAACUCCUUCGUCUACAUAUUCAAGACAGUCCAAAUUAUCAUCAUUGCAAUCAUAUCUGCAACAUUGUUCUUGAGGACUGAAAUGGACCAAAGUAAUGAAGAUGGUGCUUCACUCUACAUUGGUGCAAUUUUGUUCUCUAUGAUCAUGAACAUGUUUAAUGGUUUUGCUGAGCUAGCACUCACAAUUGGAAGGCUUCCCGUGUUUUACAAGCACAGAGACCAUCUUUUCCAACCUGCUUGGACUUACACCCUCCCCAAUUUCUUGUUACGUAUUCCCAUUUCUGUUUUUGAGUCUCUUGUUUGGGUGGGUGUCACCUACUACACCAUAGGAUUUGCUCCUGAAGCUAGCAGGUUCUUCAAGCAACUGUUGGUGGUGUUUCUUAUACAACAAAUGGCAGCUGGCAUGUUUAGGGUCAUUUCUGGAGUGUGCAGAACAAUGAUUAUAGCUAACACUGGUGGAGCCCUCAUGCUCCUUCUUAUUUUUCUGCUUGGAGGUUUCAUCCUUCCCAAACGUGAAAUUCCUGAUUGGUGGGUGUGGGCUUACUGGGUGUCACCAUUGACAUAUGCCUUCAAUUCCUUGGCUGUGAAUGAAAUGUUUGCUCCAAGGUGGAUGCAUCCACAGACAUCUUCGGAUCGAAGUACCACAUUGGGUCUGUCAGUACUAAGAAACUUUGAUGUUUUUGCUAAAGAAGAAUGGUACUGGAUAGGAGCCGCAGCUCUUUUUGGUUAUGUCAUUUUCUACAAUGUUCUCUUCACCCUUGCGCUUAUGUACCUUAACCCUCUUGGAAAGAAACAAGCAAUUAUUUCUGAGGAAGAUGCAAGUGAAAUGGAGACUGGAGGAGACACCAACGAAGAACCUAGACUUGUAAGGCCCCCACAGUCCAACAAAGAUUCAAUGCUUCGAUCAUUAUCUACUGCUGAUGGAAAUAAUGCAAGAGAAGUGGCAAUGCAGCGAAUGGGAAGCCAAGCUACCAGUGGAUUAAGAAAAGCUGAUUCAGCAAAUGAUUCAGCUACUGGAGUUGCCCCCAAAAGAGGAAUGAUUCUACCUUUUCAACCACUUGCAAUGUCCUUUGACACUGUUAAUUACUACGUCGACAUGCCUGCAGAAAUGAAAGCGCAAGGUGUGGCUGAAGAUAGGCUACAACUGCUUAGGGGAGUAACCAGUUCCUUUAGGCCUGGAGUGCUAACUGCACUGAUGGGAGUUAGUGGAGCUGGGAAGACAACUUUAAUGGAUGUUUUAGCAGGAAGAAAGACUGGUGGCUACAUUGAAGGAGAUAUUAGAAUCUCUGGGUUCCCCAAGAACCAAGAAACCUUUGCAAGAGUUGCUGGUUACUGCGAACAAACUGAUAUUCAUUCACCCCAAGUUACUAUUCGUGAAUCUUUGAUUUACUCUGCCUUCCUCCGUUUACCAAAAGAAGUUAGUGAGGAGGAAAAAAUACAAUUUGUAGACCAAGUAAUGGAUCUGGUAGAGCUGGAUAAUCUGAAGGAUGCUAUAGUGGGGCUUCCAGGAGUUACAGGGUUGUCAACUGAGCAAAGAAAGAGGUUGACCAUCGCUGUUGAGCUCGUUGCUAAUCCUUCAAUCAUUUUCAUGGAUGAACCCACUUCAGGACUUGAUGCAAGAGCAGCAGCUAUUGUUAUGAGGACUGUGAGAAACACUGUGGAUACGGGAAGGACGGUUGUUUGCACAAUUCACCAGCCUAGCAUUGAUAUCUUUGAAGCCUUCGAUGAGGUAACAACCAAUCUACAA
Vigna umbellata (rice bean) is the source of this 3637-nucleotide messenger RNA. NCBI's taxonomy places the organism in Eukaryota, Viridiplantae, Streptophyta, Magnoliopsida, Fabales, Fabaceae. The record is from RefSeq and is a predicted model, not a curated record.